Messenger RNA from Batrachochytrium dendrobatidis JAM81, 681 nucleotides. RefSeq lists its product as uncharacterized. Lineage: Eukaryota; Fungi; Chytridiomycota; Chytridiomycetes; Rhizophydiales. The transcript is spliced from 2 exons. Gene Ontology annotation, cellular component: U2-type catalytic step 1 spliceosome. The annotation marks the transcript as partial. Gene Ontology annotation, biological process: mRNA splicing, via spliceosome. The record is from RefSeq and is a predicted model, not a curated record.
GAACGAAAAGUCCUCAACAAGUACUUCCCACCAGACUUUGAUCCUAGUAAAAUUCCUAGACGAAAGGUUGUCAAGGAGGAACAGCAAAAAGUCCGGUUGAUGGCACCGUUUUCCAUGCAAUGCUCUUCAUGUGGUGAUUACAUUUACAAAGGCAAGAAAUUCAAUGCCCGAAAAGAGCGCUCAAUGGGAGAAAAGUAUUUAAAUAUACAGAUUUAUCGGUUUUAUAUCCGAUGCCCCAAAUGUGCAGCCGAGAUUACAUUCAAGACAGAUCCUCGCAACUCCGACUAUGUUGCAGAGCAUGGUGCAGUCAGAAACUUUGAACCGUGGCGAGAUCAAUCGUCUGUUCAAGACGCUUUAGAGUCUGAGCGUGCCAAUGAAGAGGAAAAUAAUCCCAUGCGUGCAUUAGAAAACCGUACAAUGGAUAGUAAACGAGAAAUGGACAUCCUUGAUGCCCUGGAUGAAAUCCGAACUAAGAAUGCACAUCUUGAACGUGUCAGGUCAACUAAUCAAGGAGAUAUACCAGUUGAUCAUGCUGAAGAAAUGGCUAAAAAAUUAGAAGAGCUUCAAGAUGAGGAGGAUUCCAAAUUGGCUGCAGCCAUUUUUCAAACGGUGGACGGCGAAGUUGUGCGAAGGAUUGACGAUGAUGCUGAUUUGCAUAGUCUGAUUGCAAAAUCAAAUGUG